AAACUGCCUCGUAACAGGUGGCGCCCCUCCGUCUACUCCCUUUCUUAUAUCAAGAGGGGAAAAACACGAAACUACCUCUACCCAAUCUGGUCACCAUACGCCUAUUACCUUUACUGUUACAAGUACCGGAUCACCCUCCGGGAGAAGAUGCUGCCUUGUUGUUAUAAAAGCAUCACUUAUAAGGAAGAGGAGGACCUGACACUCCAGCCCCGCUCCUGCCUCCAGUGCUCCGAGUCCCCAGUAAGCCUCCAGGUGGGCAAAAGCACCGAGCAGAGUAACCAAAACCAGCUUAAAGAACUGUAUUCGGCUGGAAACUUGACGGUGCUAGCUACUGACCCCCUGCUCCACCAGGACCCAGUACAGUUAGAUUUUCACUUCCGCCUCACUUCCCAGACCGCCGCUCAUUGGCACGGCCUUCUCUGUGACCAUCGACUCUUCCUGGAUAUCCCAUAUCGGGCCUUGGAUCAAGGCAACCGAGAAAGUUUGACCGCAACGCUGGAGUUCGUGGAAGAGAAGACAAAUGUGGACUCAGUGUUUGUGAACUUCCAGAAUGAUCGGAACGACAGAGGUGCCCUGCUGCGGGCCUUCAGCUACAUGGGCUUUGAGGUGGUCAGACCAGGUCACCCUGCCCUCCCUCCCUGGGACAAUGUCAUCUUUAUGGUGUAUCCCCUUGAAAGGGAUGUUGGCCACCUGCCCAGUGAGCCUCCCUGAACAUGCUUAUUCCAACGCUUUGAGGGGCUGGAAGCCUUGACACAUGGGAAUCAGGGGCCUGGGAUGUGAUUCCGGACACCUUCCAUCCUAGGAAUAAAGGGCAGUGCAAUCA
Saimiri boliviensis boliviensis (Bolivian squirrel monkey) is the source of this 823-nucleotide messenger RNA. RefSeq names its product ornithine decarboxylase antizyme 3 (gene OAZ3). Gene Ontology annotation, biological process: positive regulation of protein catabolic process. Gene Ontology annotation, cellular component: cytoplasm; nucleus. Gene Ontology annotation, molecular function: ornithine decarboxylase inhibitor activity. The record is from RefSeq and is a predicted model, not a curated record. NCBI's taxonomy places the organism in Eukaryota, Metazoa, Chordata, Mammalia, Primates, Cebidae.